Messenger RNA from Rhodamnia argentea, 798 nucleotides. RefSeq lists its product as uncharacterized. Lineage: Eukaryota; Viridiplantae; Streptophyta; Magnoliopsida; Myrtales; Myrtaceae. The record is from RefSeq and is a predicted model, not a curated record. Bases 82 to 477 code for a protein of 131 amino acids. The transcript has a single exon.
CCGGCUUUACAUUCUUGGAGGCUGCAGAGUUGAGACUAGUACCUCUCAGUUCAGCGAGCGAUAUACCCCGAACCGGUUGCCAUGGACGCGGGGGAUGAUGGAGCAGAAUCAUCGCCCUCUCUCAAACUCGACGAACUCAUUCCUCCUCGCCUCGAAGACGCAGGCCUCGAAGACUGCGCACUACCUCUCGAAUCCAUCCAGCUAGCAUUCCUCAAAGCGGCGGCCGCCGCCGACGGAUCCGACGCUCCCGAAGGCGACGAUCGCCUCGACGGCCCACGCCCCUUAGCCAAGGGCGACUCCAAUGUCGUAGCUGGGGCUCUGUCCGAGCCUGACGACCCCGCGGAUGACGCGGCGGGUCCUUGUUGGCGAUGUUGUGGAGGCAAGGUGGAGGCGAACACGGACGAGGUGAAGGAUUCGCCGGUGCAGGAAAUGCAGAAAUUGGAGAUCGGGGAGAGUGGGACAGAUUUGAAAUCUUAGCGAUAAGGCAAAAUGGGCUUGUCAUGGUGCUGCAUUUGUGGAACUUGUCCUUCUCGAUGAAGCAUUUUGAAUCGUUUUUGUAAGUGAGAAAAGUUCUGCCCCGUGUUGUUGUCCCGUUCCGUUUUUCCCCUCCUAUGUAUUUUGUGAUCAAUCCAUUGAGUCAAUAAUUUACAUGUUAGGUAGAAAAGGAAGGCCUGAUGAAGAUUGGUAAUGGAUUUCAUAAUGGUAAUUGGUGAUUAAGGCAUUACUUGAUCAUUAGUCCUCUCUUUUAAUUGAAUUAGCAGGUGGUGCAAUUUUAUAUCCAGAAAUGGAAUUCUAGCA